Mastomys coucha (southern multimammate mouse) is the source of this 753-nucleotide messenger RNA. It is a transcript of the gene Borcs8, whose product is annotated as BLOC-1 related complex subunit 8. NCBI's taxonomy places the organism in Eukaryota, Metazoa, Chordata, Mammalia, Rodentia, Muridae. The coding region runs from base 93 to 461 and encodes 122 amino acids. The transcript has 6 exons. Gene Ontology annotation, cellular component: BORC complex. The record is from RefSeq and is a predicted model, not a curated record.
CAGCGCCAGAACCCAACCCGGAACGUUUAGUUAGACGUCCCAGCCUCCCGACUUCCGGUUCCGGUUUCUGGGCUCUGCUGGCUGCCUUCACUAUGGAAGAACCUGAGAUGCAGUUGAAGGGAAAGAAAGUCACAGACAAGUUCACCGAGAGUGUCUAUGUCCUUGCCAACGAGCCAUCAGUGGCCCUGUACCGGCUACAGGAACAUGUGCGCCGUUCACUGCCAGAGCUGGCCCAGCACAAGGCUGAUAUGCAGAGAUGGGAAGAACAGAGCCAGGGCGCCAUAUACACCGUGGAAUAUGCCUGCAGUGCUGUGAAGAGCUUGGUGGACAGCAGUGUGUACUUCCGGAGUGUGGAAGGCCUGCUCAAACAGGCCAUCAGUAUCCGGGACCACAUGAACACCAGUGCCCAGGGCCACAGCCAUGAGGAGCCAUCCCCUCCUCCUUCCCUGACCCGACGCUGACCCUGGAAGACUCAGGGCCACCGGCUUCCCCACCCAGCUCCCUGUCUCCCAGUCCUGGCAGAAGAGGUUCCUUGGACACCACGUUGAGGACUCACCAAGAACUGAAGACCUAGCAAGGUGGCCAGUGCCUGCUGCCUACUGGUUCAGUCAUAGUUGUCCCCGUUGGUCAUAAACUAGGGCCACUGUUCCAGUAGCACUCACAUGACAAUCUUUGUGCACUGACACUGAAUGUCCAGAAGUCAUCUCCUUCCAUGCUGGGGUCACAUAACCUGCAUCAUGUCACACAGCUGAA